This is a messenger RNA of Blepharisma stoltei, 282 nucleotides long. The record is from the annotation of a GenBank genome assembly. NCBI's taxonomy places the organism in Eukaryota, Ciliophora, Heterotrichea, Heterotrichida, Blepharismidae.
AUGGAAAUGGAAUCUGCGACUCAAGCUAUUUCAUCCUUAAAUAUUGAAGAAGAUGAAGAGCUCUCAUGGAUUCAGCAUAAAGUGCUGAAUAACACCUUGAGGAUAACACUUACUGAUACAAGAAAAAUUCAAGGCAAACUUCAGUGCCUUGAUCAUUUAGGAAAUAUAGUUUUGACUGAAGCAGUUGAGCAUAUCCCCAACUUUAAUAUUCAAAGAAAUGUUGGAAGCGUCAUUAUUCCUUCAAAAGCUAUUGAAAAAAUUGAGCUAGAGAAUAUCGAUUAA